AGCUUGACCAGUAUUUACUUGCCCAAAGAAAUGGUAGAUUCAACUACAAUCAUUUUAGAUGAUAACCAGGUUUCAAAUUUUCAAGCCUUGCAUAAUGUUUUGUCAUUGGAGAAGCUUUCAGUUGCAAGGAACAAUCUUGUGCAAAUUGAUCAGAUAACCCAUCUUUCAAAUCUCCGAGUGCUUGACCUCAAAGAAAAUAAUAUCAUAUCAGCAGAAGGCCUGUCAAACCUCACACAUUUGGAGUGGCUAUGUCUUUCAGGAAAUAAAAUCACAGAUAUCAGGAGUCUGAGCAAGAAUACAUCUUUGCAUCAUCUGGAUCUUUCAAAUAAUGGCAUCACAGAAAUUAAGGAUAUCUCUUCUUUGAUUCAUUUAAAGACUUUGCUACUUGAAGGAAACAAGUUAAGCAGUUUAAAAGAGUAGGUAAUUUUGUAUGUUCUAGAAACGUAGG
Molecule: messenger RNA, 448 nt
Organism: Rhopilema esculentum
Lineage: Eukaryota; Metazoa; Cnidaria; Scyphozoa; Rhizostomeae; Rhizostomatidae
Source: RefSeq, a predicted model, not a curated record